Molecule: messenger RNA, 1497 nt
Organism: Mesorhabditis spiculigera
Lineage: Eukaryota; Metazoa; Nematoda; Chromadorea; Rhabditida; Rhabditidae
Source: the annotation of a GenBank genome assembly
AUGCCAAAACGGAAGCUGCUGGUCGACCCGGCGCUCGAGCACUUCCUCGGAAAAUACGAACCCCAGGAAGACGAACUGCACCACAGUCCCGUGCUCGCCUCAUCGCUGGUCCCACCUUCCACCAGCGACAAUGGGGGCAAGCUGAUCUGUGAUGUGUGCGGGGACAUUGCUUUCGGCAAGCACUACGGUAUCAACGCGUGUAAUGGCUGCAAGGGCUUCUUCCGUCGUUCCGUAUGGUCGCGUAGGCAGUACACAUGCCGGUUUGGCGGCGACUGCCCGGUGGUGAAGGAGCACCGGAAUGUGUGCCGGUCGUGCCGGCUGAAGAAGUGCUUCGAAGUUGGCAUGAAUCCGGAUUCCGUCCAAAAUGAACGGGAUCGGAACGCGCGCUGCGGAUCACAAGCCAGGAAGAAGCCGUCAGUGGACCAGCAGACUCAGACGGAAUGCACCGGUACGAGCCCCAGCAUGCAAACCGCCUACAUGGACAAGAUGAUCAAGAUCGAGCGCGUCACCACGCCGUCCGACCAUCUCAACGAGGACCUCCCCACGCCGUGCUCCGUCGAGAAUUGCCGGUUAGCUGAGCAGCUGCUCCAGCUCGAGCACCAGCUCACCCACUCCAACAACAACACGGCCGACUUUGCGCCAUUCUCCCCGUCGCGCACCGAUUUGCCGUUUGAGGUGCUCUUCCGGCGACCUGAACUCGUCUGCUCCCGAUAUCCGAUGCGUUUCAGCGGGGAACGCGUGUUGACCGUCGACUUGUUGAUUGACGGGUGGCGCCGCCAUUUCGUCUUCUACUCGGACUGGGUGCGCGGGCUGGAGGACUACCAGAUGCUCAGCAAGGACGACCAGGACUGUCUGGCGCGCCGUCGAUUGGUGCACCAUGGGUGGAUAAGCCAUGCCCUCUAUUCGGCCAAAGCCCCGGUUACGGGGCUCUGCUUUGCCAACGGCGCCUUCCACCCGUAUGGCGACAGCCUCAAAUACUACAACCCAGACCCAAAGAUCGAAGAAUUCUACCGCAACUCGAUCGGCCGUUUCGUCAACUACCUGCUGCAGCCGAUUCGGGCCCUGGAGGUGGACGACACGGAAAUGGUGCUCCUGAAGGCCAUCAUAUUCUUCGCGGAGAAGACGGGUCUCUCAGCGGACGGAAAACUGGCCGUCGGCCGGGCUAGGGACCGAUACAUAAACGCCCUCUAUGCGCAUAUCAGACGAACCCGUGCCGAUGGGUCUGCCGCGGCCACCGCUCGGCUCACGCGAAUCUUGCUGUUCAUGAGUACAGUGACGAGCCUCUGCCACCUCAUGAACGAAAAUGUACAAAUGUCCGCCGUUUUCUACACGAUCGACUUCGACCAACUUAUCAAGGAAAGUCACAACGCGUCGCCGCCGUCGAAAUCUCCGCCACCCCCACCCCAGACGUUCCCUCCUUUUUUAUCCACAAACCCCAACAACCAUCAGCCAAAUAAUCCCUUCCACUUCCCAGGGUUUAUCGAACACGGGAUGGUG